Messenger RNA from Owenia fusiformis, 1151 nucleotides. NCBI's taxonomy places the organism in Eukaryota, Metazoa, Annelida, Polychaeta, Sabellida, Oweniidae. The record is from the annotation of a GenBank genome assembly.
GUUUCAUCGUAGGGCGAGGUCGGUCGAUGUUCAGAAAUUCAGUGACUAUUUCUACAGGAUUUAACCAAUUUGCGACACAAUGGCUGCUCAUAUAGAGAUGUAUAUCAGGGGUCCUUAUGACAAGGUGAAUACCAGAACGGGGGCUUGCCCGACAUGUCAUGAGUACACUCUAGCCUUCUCUGUACUACAGGAAGCAAUGCCAAACCUUUUGACAACCUUAGACAUUGUACCGUUCACUCCAGAGAACCCACCACCCAUUCUUAAGGAGUAUGGAAAUGGUAAACGAUUCCCAGUGUUGUUCGUUAAGGAAGGCAAAGAUUCAAAGGGUAUAGAUAUGUCGAAUACAGUGUGUGACACUACUGAUGAGAUUGAAGGGCUCCUAGACAGGUUUAACUGCACAAGGUUACAUGGACGCAGAGAUAGUGUCGAAGAGGCUGAAGCAGAAAAAGCAUUUGAUAGUUUAUAUGUGAAAUUUAUGGCAUACAUUAAGAAUCCUGACAAAGACGCAAAGGGAAUUCUUCGUGAAUUGAUGAAACUCAAUGAACAUUUGGGACGUCAACAAGAAAAGGGACUACGUUUUGCGGUGGAAGAUCACUUAACUCUGGCUGAUUGCUACGUCCUUCCAAAAGUGCAUCACAUCAGGAUAGCCGGCAAGGCAUACCGAGAUUUCGACAUCCCUCUAGAUUUGAUUCACUUAUGGCGCUACCUAGAGAAUUGUUACAAUCAGAAAAUAUUUGUCCGAUCAUGUCCAGCUGAUAAAGAUAUCGUAGAGUUCUACCGCGCCAAGACCCCAAUCAAGCCUAAUAUGGAAGCAACAAAAGUGAUGCUCGGGCCUGUGACCUUGACCUUGGAUGUCCCAGCAGAGGUCGCCCAGCAUCCCCCGAGAGAAAAUGGCGAGAACGGAGACUAAGACAUUAUUGUAUGAAACUGAAUGCAAUGAAAAUAUAGAAUGAUUUUAUAUAUAUUAUUAUACAGUUAUAUUUACAUACAGCUAGUUGAGAUUGAAGUGAACAACAAGCCAAUUUUAGAAAGCUAGGGCUAUUGAUGCUCUAGCUAGGGCUAUUGAUGGGCUAGCUGGGGCUAUUGAUGCUCUAGCUAGGGCUUUUCAUCCUAGGAAAGUACAGAACUAUUCAGAAAAGCAGAGCACUGUU